CUAAAGACAACGUGCAACGCAAAAUCAUUGCCCGAUUGGCUAGUCUCACUGUUGGAGCUUGAACUGACAGGAUGUGCAGGUGCAGAAGCGGGAGAUGGGGGCUUCCAGGCGGGUAACGUUAGAAUGUGGUGACAGCGGAUAAAAACGGAACACAAUAAGUUUACCACUGCGUUUAUAAUGCAAAGUAGAAGGGAGACUUUCACUUGCUGAACGACAAGAGGUUGAUUAAAUCUGUGCAAGGCGCCUCAUAAAGCCACUUGGCAUAUCCGAAACCGAAUGAAAUGAUAAGCAGCUGGAGUGCAACAGGGUUGGUUCAAUCUAAUCCAGAAUAUGACUUGGUCAGAAGUGAGAUAAGGAAGAUUGAGGCUGGUGUUGUGUAAACAUCAAUAUGAAUUAAAUGGACAGCACCGCCUCUAUCAAGAUCAUCCUCCAGGUCAAGGCUACUCAGCAGCAAGAUAUGAUUUAUUCUCAUUUCUUUUUUCAUUACUUAUUUUCCUUUCCAUGAUUUCAGAAGAUUUUGAUGCAGCUCACUCACACAUACCCACAAAUAGAGUUGUUUUGGGCAUUUUCAUUUGUUCUUUUCCCCAAAUCUCACCUGCUCCUUUGUGCACUUUAUCUGCCAUUGUUAUAAUUUAUUAGUUGUCGGAGUGAAAUGUGUUUUAUAGGCCGCUCCUCAAAGAGAGACUAUGCUGCUAUGCUCCCUAGAUUAAUUACUGCUGUUAGAGAGAAUAUAACAAGGCAUUGUGGUCUGAAGCAAGGGACUCUGGGUAAGUUUUGCAGCACAUAAUUAAAAAUGAUGAAGUGAAAAACAAGGGCUUUACGCACUUGAGGAUUCAGGUAUGUUAUUAAAGCCAUUUAUUGUGUGGGCUGCUGCACUUCUGGACAGUCACAGUCCCUAUGAGAGUAGCUGACGAGCAUCAGUGGCCAGCUCAGACACUGAUGCCCUCACUGAAAUCCCAUCCCUGUUUUUUUACGGCAUCUCUCUCAACAUGGUACUUUAGGCAAUGUCACAAUUUUCUGUUUUAGUUAAAGGUUUGUCAUUGUGUCCAUGCAUCAGUUGUGUUGAUGGUAAUAUGUGUUUAUUUGUGUUGAUAGAUUACCAGUCAGAAACUCCUGCUGGAAUUCCGGACACUUUACCAUGACGCCUUUGACACAUUGACCAAUCAGAUGACAGCCAGGAGGAGGCUCUUUAGAGCAAGGUGGGCAUGCUGCAGUCGUUUGUGCGGGACCUAAGUGAGCAGAAUGAGGUUCUGAUCCAGGCGCUGGAGGCUGAGGAGGCGGAGGACCGGGUGGUGGAGGGGAGAACAGUCAGCCUUCACAAAGAGCAGGAGCGGCGCCUAUCCUUGGCUCUGUGCCCGAUGCCAGUGGACCUCGUGGGAACCACGGCAACGUUCUUCCGGACCCCUGGAGAAAUGGCAGACCGUUACAAAGAUGUGCAGACACACCUGCCUACCCAGGAUGCUAUACUUCAGCAUCUCAAAGAGGCCUGUCUAUCUCAGCAAGCCCAGGUUAAAGUGGAGGAGCGUGAAGCCCAGGUCCAGGAGCUGCAGGACACCAUCACAGAGCUGCACCAGGAGAUGACCAGGAAGGACCAGGACACGCUGACACAGCUGCAGGACACCAUCACAGAGCUGCACCAGGAGAUGACCAGGAAGGACCAGGACACACUGACACAGCUGCAGGACACCAUCACAGAGCUGCACCAGGAGAUGACCAGGAAGGACCAGGACACGCUGACACAGCUGCAGGUCACCAUCACAGAGCUGCACCAGGAGAAGGACCAGGACACGCUGACACAGCUGCAGGACACCAUCACAGAGCUGCACCAGGAGAUGACCAGGAAGGACCAGGACACACUGACACAGCUGCAGGACACCAUCACAGAGCUGCACCAGGAGAUGACCAGGAAGUACCAGGACACGCUGACACAGCUGCAGGACACCAUCACAGAGCUGCACCAGGAGAUGACCAGGAAGUACCAGGACACGCUGACACAGCUGCAGGAGCUGCACCAGAUGGAGAGCAGGGUGAAGCAGCUCACUGACCAGGUAGAGCUGGGGAACUAUUACCACCCAGACAGGUCUAGUUCAGGACUGGCCAGUUCCAUUGGGAAACACUUGCCCACUUCUAAUCAAGAUCAAAUAGAACAAGUCAGGAGCUCCGAGGAGACCAUAGGCCAGCUGAGACAGGAGGUGGCUGUUAGAGUGGGCAUCAGCAGCGCUACACUGUCUGGGGACGUGAGCACAGCAGGGAAAGGGAGUACUACUGACUCGACCGGAUCCAGUCCAGUCCCACAUCUCACAGAACAGAGGGGCAGAGAACUGCUGAAGACUGAGUUAUCACGUUGGGACGCAACCAUCCAGAGGCUCCGGCGAGAUGUGCUGCUCUCCCACCAGGCCCGCGACUCCCAGUCUGCUCAGCUGGAUGUCCAUGGGCAGAGGAUCUCUCAGCUGCAGAGGGAGCUACAGGAGAGCCAACUGGAGCUCCAGAGGGGACACAGCCGAAGAGAGCAGCAGCAGAGGGACCUGCAGACCCAGACACAGCAGGCAGAGGAGCUCCACACUCAGCUGGCUGAGGUCAAAGGGCGUCUUGUGCAGGUGGAGGGAGAAAAUGUGGCGCUCAUGGGAUAUAAGCUGGAGCUGAGAGCCGAGGUGGAAAGGCUGGCAGCGGUGGUGUAUUCUCUGCAGAGCUCUGUCAGGAUCAGAGGGCACAGAGAGUGCCCAGGCCUAGCGGAGGUAUGUGGACCUGGAGGGGGAGCUGACAGAGACCCAUGCCCAGCUCACGGAGUGCCAGGACAGGCUACAGGAAGCCAGGAGGAGGCUGCAGGACAGGAGUGCUGAGGUGCAGAGGCUCCAGAGGUCAUUGGCUGAGCUACAUGGGCGAGAGAUGGAGUGGGAGACAUCCGCCCUGCAGGGCCAGCUGGGCCUUGCCAGAGAGGAGCUCCACAGCGCCAUCCUCAGGAGGCAGGCACAGCAGCAGAAGGAAGAGCUGUUUGGUGAGCUGCAGAGGGAGGUGGACAGACUGAAGAAUGAGAGACAGGAGAUGCGAAAAAAGCUUUGUGGUAGAGAAGAGGAGCUGAAGAGGCUGAGAGACGAGCAGCAUCAGCUCAAGGACAAGGUGAGGGAGAGCGAUGUGCAGGCUGUGUGGCUGCAGAGCCAGGCAGACGUGGUGGGCCGGGAGCUGUGGGAGGAGAGUGCCCAGCGUGACAGGGAGCUGUGGG
Molecule: messenger RNA, 3220 nt
Organism: Salmo salar (Atlantic salmon)
Lineage: Eukaryota; Metazoa; Chordata; Actinopteri; Salmoniformes; Salmonidae
Source: RefSeq, a predicted model, not a curated record